Molecule: messenger RNA, 1264 nt
Organism: Bombyx mori (domestic silkworm)
Lineage: Eukaryota; Metazoa; Arthropoda; Insecta; Lepidoptera; Bombycidae
Gene: St2
Product: luciferin sulfotransferase
Exons: 5
Coding region: 85-1080 (331 amino acids)
Biological process (GO): sulfation
Cellular component (GO): cytoplasm
Molecular function (GO): sulfotransferase activity
Source: RefSeq, a predicted model, not a curated record
ACAUUUCCUUUGAUCGGACUCGGCGGACGUAUCUGUGCGAUAUUACGGGAAAAAGUAAAGACUGAAAAAAAUAUAUAUAUCGAAAUGCGCACAAAACCGCAAUUAACCUUUUCGAAAUUGGAUAACAAAACAGGGGAAUUGUUGGAUAGGAUGUUUGUUAAGAAGGAUUGCAUGGUCGAGAUCAAUCCUGGCCGGGUGAUACUGCCGGCUGAUUAUAUGACGAUUGGAUCGGAUAUAUUGGAUAUGGAGGUACGGGAGAACGACGUUUGGAUGUGCUCCUAUCCGAGGACAGGUUCAACGUGGGCACAAGAGAUGGUGUGGCUUAUCGGGCACGACUUGGAUUAUGAAGGAGCCAAAUCUUUACAGCAAAUUCGAUGCCCUUUAGUCGAGCUAUCUUGUAUUAUGGUGGACGGGCAUUCCGAAUGGCAUGACGAGUCAGUGAAGGGAACGUCAGUAGAUUUGGUGAAGUACCGCCUUCCAGUACCUCGGUACAUCCGGAGCCAUCUUCCUUGGGACUUAUUGCCGGUGGAUAUUCAGAGGGAAGACGGUUUUGCUAAGCCUAAGAUUAUAUAUACUUCUCGUAAUCCGAAAGAUAUGGUUGUGUCGUAUUACCACUACUGCACCCUAGUACACGGCCUGAAGGGUUCGUUUGAAGAGUUCUGCGACAUCUUCAUGAAGGAUCAUGCUCCUUUCGGACCAGUCUGGAACCAUAUUCUGGGUUUCUGGAAUCGUCGUCACGAUCCGAACAUACUAUUUAUAAAGUUCGAAGAGAUGAAACGUAACUUACCAGCUGUCGUGAGACGCACGGCGAAAUUUCUCGAAAAGUCUCUUUCAGAUGAUGACGUCACCAAGCUAUGCGAUCACUUAUCCUUCAGUAACAUGAAGACUAACAGAGCUGUUAAUCUUGAAGCUAUAUUGGAGAAAUCAUACGGGAAGAGCUACUUGGAAGCAACGGAUUUACGAUUCAUAAGAAAAGGAGAAAUUGGUGAUUGGAAAAAUUAUAUGUCCGAUGAUUUGUCUCGAAGUUUCGACGAAUGGGCCGCGGAACAUAUAAAAGGCACCGGUCUGAGUUUUGAAUAAUUCUAUUUUUGCAUUAAUUUUUUUUUGUUUGUACAUCUAUAAAAGUACUAUGGAAAAAUUUUUUAUUGUCUAUUGAUUAUGUGUUUCAAAUAUAUUAUAGUGUAUGUAAAAUGUUAAAGGUUUAAGUAUUUUUGUAUGAUAAACAAAUAGUGAAGAUUCAAAUAAAAAAUGAACUUUUCAAAAA